AUGUUGAAUAUAAAGAAAAUAUCGCUUGGCAUCAGUUUUUUCCUCUCUUCAGUGGCUUAUGGGGUAUUUCAACCGUUCUAUCCCCUACAUAAUCCUGAUAAAAAUUAAUAAAUUACUUCUAAUUUUAUAUGUUUAUUAAUUAAUAAUUAAUAUAUAAAUUGAAAAAUUUUAAAUAUUCAAACUAUUUGCAAGGGAAUUACAAGCAAGAGAUAACCAUGUAAGCUUAUGAAUAAUCGGACUUAUUUUCAGCAUUGUUCCAAUGACAGGCGUUCCUUCAAUUUGGCUCAACAAUAAGAUUCAACACAAAGUGGGGAGAAAAUUUAUUUUUCUCUUUUCUUCUCUAAUUCAAGGCAUCUCAAUGAUCAUUCUCCCUUUUGCUGCAGACUGCAAUAGGGACGAAUUUAUUGCGUUGAGUUUUUUAUCUAGAUUCUUUUAUGGAGUAGGUGUUGGGUUUCUAUGGGGAUCUGGCCUAGCAAUUGCUACCUCUGAAUUCAAAGAUCAAGCACAAGAAGUGAUUGGUGAAAUAAGCGCUCACUCAGGAAUUGGCAGUGUAAUCGGCCCUUUACUAGGAACAGUUUUGUACUUAAUCGGGGGGGUUUCAGUAGCCUACAUAGUUUCUGGUGCUGUUUUUAUAAUUUAUAUCCCUUUAGCUUAUUUUACCUUGGGCAAUCUUCAUAGUUCCAUAGAAGAACACGAAAAAUUAGAGCUUUUCAGAUUAUGAAAAAGACCUGUAAGGUUUAUAUAGCAAAUAUUUCUUGCAGCAGACAUCCAACUAUUUGUCUAUGCUUCUAUGUAUUUUAUGUCUGCUUCUAUUUCAGUCCACUUAGACGGAUAUGGCGUAAGCCAAGAAAAUAUCGGCUUUCUUUUUACAGCGUUCUAUUUUUGUAAUGGCGUUGGAAGCAUAGUUUUUUCAAAAAUCACGAGAGUAGACAAAAGAAUUAUCAUGCUUGUAGGAUUAUCUGGGAUCGGGUUUGCUAUGAGCAUGAUGGGGCCUUCAAUUAUAUUCCCAGAUGAUGUGCAAAUAGUUAUUAUUAGUAUUCCUUUAUUAGGGAUAAUGUGUGCUCUAGCUUUUGGUAAAUUUUAUUUAGUCCCUUCUUAUUCCUAUAUGGCGGAAGUUGCAGUAUCAAAAUAUGGCUAUACAGAUAAUUUGCCUUUAAGCGACACCCUCUCUUCAAUUUCGAAUUUUUCGAUGUCUAUUGGAGAAAUUCUAGGAGCGGUUGUUUCUGGAAUUUUGGUAGACUUUAUCACAUACCAACACAGCGCUGGCAUUAUAUUGGGCUGCAUCCAUUUUGUCUGGAUAUUAUCAGAAAGACAAAUGCUCAGAGGUAAUUGGCUGAAUAUUUUUGCUGACAUUACCUCAAAAGCUAUAAAAUUAAUUAAUAAAUCUCUUAAAAAUACAAAGUAAAAAUCAUGCACCAUUAUUUUGGCACUUGUGCUAAUACUUGUACCAAUUUUUGCCUAUUCAUGUGAUAUUGCGUCAUUAGUUAAAAAAAAUAUUAAUAAAAAUACUGAUGAGUAUUUACUGAAGACGAUGGAAGUUGACAAUACUGCAAUAAUCAAUGAGGAAACAAGCAGAUAA
This is a messenger RNA of Blepharisma stoltei, 1579 nucleotides long. The record is from the annotation of a GenBank genome assembly. NCBI's taxonomy places the organism in Eukaryota, Ciliophora, Heterotrichea, Heterotrichida, Blepharismidae.